AUGAGCAUAACUAGUCAGCUUAGGAGUCGAGAGAAGGAUUCAACCUCCAACAGUACGACCACUUCCACUACAAAAAAUACAUCUAAAGAUCCCAACCUCAGUAACAGUGAAACUACUGAUUUUGCUUUUGAUCAAACCAUCCUCGAUGAUACCAACAAGAUAUUGAAAGAGUUGGAACGUAAACUAUCUAUACUGUCAUCAACAUCUUCACAACAAACAAACACAUCAUCGGUUGUCCACAACAACCAAUACCUGGGAUUAGGCAGACAAAGAAUACAGAGUCAUGUCUUGAGCUCGAUGCUUCAUGACGGUAGCAGUAACAACAACAAUUACAAUGAGUACAAUGACCACGAAAAGGCACAACGAAUACACAAUAGUAUACUCAGUCCCAAUGAAAUCUUUCAAGAACGAAGUCAGUACACCAAGCUCACCAAAUUGACAUCACAUUAUAACGAUGACACUCUUGUUCAAAAGAAGGGCCACUUGGCUAAACAAAAAGAUCGAAAUGGGAGUAUUAACACCGUUGUGAGACAAAAUUCGCUAAACUUGACUAAGAGCAGAUUGGAAAGCAAAGGUCCUCAUUCGAGUAGUUAUGAUGAUGACAACAACAGACAACAACUUGACGAUUUUUUGGGACAUGUUCAAAGAAACGAUAUAUACGCAUCAGACGACGACGAAGAGAUAGAAGAGCAACAAGUUAAUGGAGCAAAACACGAUGUACUGGAUAAAGAAGUUGAAGAAGAUGACGACGAUGACGAAGACGGGGAAGAUGGUUAUGAUUUCUAUUUUUCAGCUGGCAAUGAAGCGGAUAACGAUGUUGAUGAUGAUGACUACAUGGACACAUUUGAUGAGGGAUCAACAUCGUAUCUGGACGACGAUGAAGUAAAUGGAAAAAAGCAAAUGGACUUUCACGAACAAGAGUACGACGACGACGACGACGAUGAUGAUUUGAUAGUACCACCAUCGCCUCCCAGGUCACCUCCGCGGGAUUUAGAUCCUACUAAACUAUACGGAUUAUACGACUUUUCAGGACCGGAUCCAUCGCAUUGUUCUCUAACGCGCGAUGAACCGGUGCAUUUACUAAACGACGAUGACAAUUAUUGGUGGUUGAUCAAGAAAUUGACUAAGGAUGAGAAAAUAGCAAGGUAUCAAGAGACUAAUAAUGCAACGAUUGACAUUGAUCUGGAUAGAGAGGAUGGCAAGAUUGGAUUUGUGCCGGCUGAGUGUCUUGAAACUCAUGGAGAACGAUUAGCAAGAUUGAAUUGUUUCAAGAAUGAAGAAAUGGAAAAGUUGGUGGAGAAUGAAUUGCAAUUGAUUGAUCGGAGUGCAAAGGGAAGCAAAACUGUCAAGGCAGUAACAUUUGAGAAUUUGGGAGAUUUCAUGGACAGUAGCGACGAAGAGGACAAAGACAUCGAUGAAUACGACGGAGAUGCCCACGAAAUUACUCAGAACAGUGGAAUGGACAAUACAAGCACUGGUGCUUUUACUGCAAAUAAAGAUGAACAAGAUAUUCGAAAGAUUUUGGAACUUUAUAAUGUUGAUUUGCACGAGUUGCAUCCGCCACAUACACAAGGAACAUCGUCUCCUUCAUUGCUAGCUCAAGAACAGGAAACUUUGAGUGAAAUUUAUCCCACCGAAGCCCCAUUGAUAAUUCAUAAACGAAGUAAUGGAUCGUGA
This is a messenger RNA of Lodderomyces theae, 1677 nucleotides long. RefSeq names its product protein phosphatase regulator (gene BUD14). Gene Ontology annotation, molecular function: protein binding. The record is from RefSeq and is a predicted model, not a curated record. Lineage: Eukaryota; Fungi; Ascomycota; Pichiomycetes; Serinales; Debaryomycetaceae. Gene Ontology annotation, cellular component: microtubule cytoskeleton; cell tip. Gene Ontology annotation, biological process: establishment or maintenance of actin cytoskeleton polarity. Bases 1 to 1677 code for a protein of 558 amino acids. The transcript has a single exon.